AUGGGAAGGCGGCGGCGGCGGGUCGGUCUCUCGGCGAGGCUCCCGCAGCGGCGGCGGCAGGAGCGAAGCAGCGGCAGCUGGGCCGAGCCUCCCGGCCCCGGGAGGAGAAUGGAGCUCGGGUAGCGGCGGCGGCGGCGGCGCCGCGGAGCAGCAUUACUCUGCUACAGCCUUGGGGCACCUAGAUUAAAGGAGAAUUGCUAAGUUCCAGAGAGAAUGACUUGAUGGACUGCUUGGGGAAGGCACUUUACUCCUGACUGUUUCCUGUAACUGCAAUUCAACAUAUGCCUCCCCCCCCCCAUUGUUCAGAUUUCUCAGGGGACACCAUUUCACUUAUUCUCACCUCCUACUGUGGCAAAAAUGGACUAUUUUCCUCACCGAAAACCAGCAGCAUAAUGCCCAUCUGAUACAUGCCUCAAAGAAAUCUUAUUUAAAGUCUGUUGAAAUUGGAUCCAUAAUUAUCUCAGUUGAGGAGAAUGUGUGGACAAAAUGCUGCCCCCCUCCCCGGCAUCAAUAAAAUCAGGAUUUCACACUGUUUCCAUGAAGGCUGGUUGACACAUCCUCUCAAACAAAAGAAAUAAAACAAGUCGCUGAUGAUGAUGAUGAUGAUUUACAGAGCCCACAGCAGGAAGACCACUUUAGUUCAAUACAGAAGAGAGAAAACACAGAUUCCCCAUCAAGUACAUUGUCAAGAUGGAUGUCUUGUAGUCAACCAGUAAGUUCUACUACUGCUGCAUGUCUGGCAGCACUUCUACAUGAUCACAUGACUCUUGAUAUGGAUGCAGUCCUGUCAGACUUUGUUCGAUCCACAGGGGCAGAACCAGGCUUGGCAAGAGAUCUGCUGGAAGGCAAAAACUGGGAUUUGACUGCUGCUUUGAGUGACUAUGAGCAGCUUCGACAGGUACACACAGCCAGCCUGCCACAGGUGUUUAAUGAAGGGAAGUACAACAAGCAGCAGGAGAGAGAGCAGCCCCAACAGGUGAACAAGGUCGAACGACCAUGUCUACAGAGACAGGAUGACAUUGCUCAAGAGAAACGACUCUCCAGAGGUAUUUCUCAUGCCAGCUCAGCCAUAGUCUCCCUUGCUCGAUCACAUGUAGCAAAUGAAUGCAGCAAUGAACAAUUUCCUUUGGAGAUGCCCAUCUACACAUUCCAGCUACCAGAUCUUAGUGUAUACAGUGAGGAUUUCAGAAGCUUCAUUGAACGUGACUUAAUCGAGCAAGCAACAAUGGUUGCUUUGGAACAAGCAGGCCGUCUCAAUUGGUGGUCCACAGUGUGUACAAGCUGCAAACGUCUUCUUCCAUUGGCUACAACAGGUGAUGGGAACUGUCUCUUACAUGCUGCCUCAUUAGGGAUGUGGGGUUUUCAUGACAGGGAUCUGGUAUUACGUAAAGCACUCUACACUAUGAUGAGAAGUGGAGCUGAAAGGGAAGCACUGAAAAGAAGGUGGAGAUGGCAGCAGACCCAACAGAAUAAGGAGUCGGGUUUAGUUUACACAGAAGAAGAAUGGGAACGGGAAUGGAAUGAACUUCUUAAGCUGGCUUCAAGUGAACCUCGCACCCAUUUUAGCAAAAAUGGAGGUACUGGUGGUGGAGUUGACAAUUCAGAAGACCCAGUGUACGAGAGCUUAGAAGAGUUCCAUGUUUUUGUCUUAGCCCAUAUCUUGAGAAGACCAAUUGUUGUAGUAGCAGACACAAUGCUAAGAGAUUCAGGGGGAGAAGCUUUUGCACCUAUCCCAUUUGGGGGAAUUUACUUGCCACUUGAAGUUCCGCCUAACAGAUGUCACUGCUCACCUCUUGUUCUAGCUUAUGAUCAAGCUCAUUUCUCUGCUCUUGUAUCUAUGGAGCAAAAAGAUCAACAGAGAGAACAAGCGGUGAUCCCUUUGACUGACUCAGAACACAAGUUACUGCCUUUGCACUUUGCGGUUGAUCCUGGGAAAGACUGGGAGUGGGGGAAAGAUGACAAUGAUAACACCAGACUGGCCAAUUUGAUUCUGUCUCUGGAAGCAAAGCUUAAUCUUCUGCACAGCUACAUGAAUGUAACUUGGAUACGCAUACCAUCUGAAACACGGGCCCCUUUGGCUCAGCCAGAAUCUCCAACUGCUUCAGCAGGGGAAGAUGUUCAGUCUCUGGCUGAUUCAAUGGACUCAGACCGAGACUCCAUCUGUAGUAAUUCCAAUGGCAAUAAUGGCAAAAAUGGUAAAGAAAAAGAAAAGGAGAAACAAAGGAAAGAUAAAGACAAAAACAGGACGGAUUCAGUUGCCAAUAAGCUUGGAAGCCUCAGUAAAACCCUAGGAAUUAAGCUGAAAAAGAAUAUGGGUGGGCUUGGGGGGCUGGUGCAUGGCAAGAUGAGCAGAGCAAAUUCAGGAAACGGGAAGAAUGGUGACAUCGUAGACAAAGUCAAAGAGAAGAAGUCUAAGUCCCGCAAAGGGAGCAAGGAGGAGUCAGGACAGUCUGCAAGCACUUCUCCUUCUGAAAAGACAACUCCAUCUCCUACUGACAAAGCAAGCAACUCACCCACUGAAAAAAUGAACUCAAAGUCCCUCUCUGACAAACAGUCUGACCCAUGGAAGUACAGCACCGAUGUGAAGCUCAGCCUCAACAUUUUGAGAGCUGCCAUGCAAGGUGAACGCAAGUUUAUUUUUGCUGGCCUCCUACUGACCAGCCAUAGACAUCAGUUCCACGAGGAGAUGAUAGGUUACUACUUGACCAGUGCCCAAGAGCGCUUCAAUGCAGAGCAGGAACAGAAGAGAAAGGAGGCUGAGAAAAAGGCUUCACUCAAUGGGUCAUCCAGCAGGAAGCUGGAACAAGAAGCAUAUUCAAAAGAAAAGUUGGAAACAUCUCCUCAGGACAGGGCAUCACCAGUCUUGCCUCAAAGCCAUACAACUCAACUGGUUUUAAAGUUUAAAGAUCGCACUAGUCCCACUCCUGGGUCAUUUUCUUCACCUAGUAAUGGUGCUAAGAAAAGUGGACCCAUUCCAGUAUCUGCCCACUAUAGCCAUACUCCACCUGUUCAAAGGCAAAGCGUUAUCCAUUUGCAUGAUGUCAACUCCAAGCCAUCAAGCUUCCAAGAUGAUACCUAUAAGCCAGUGGUUGGCACCUUAAAAACCUGUGCCACGUAUCCCCAACAGAAUAGAUCACUGUCUUCACAGAGCUAUAGCCCAGCCCGGAUAGCAGGUAUCCGCACUGUGAACACAGUGGAAUCACUGAGCUACACUAUGCCUACUGAACAUAAGUCGCAGACAUAUACAAAUGGGUUUAAUACCGGUGAUAUUAGAGACUGCUUAGAAUAUGCUGAUGAGGAGGCACCUCAGACCUGGUUGAACAAUGAUAAAAAUCGAGGCAGAAGCACAGUUUGCCCUAUUUAUUCCAUUCAGCAGAACCGCUGCAAAAAGGAGAACUGUUCCUUUUAUGGUCGUCCUGAAACUGAAAAUUAUUGUUCAUACUGCUACAAAGAAGAGUUAAAGCGCAGGGAGAGAGAAAGUAAGGGACAUAGGCAUUGAGGACUGUCAGGAUCCUUCCCUGACUACUUAGGUUCACUCUUUUCUUACUUAUGAAGUAAAUAGUGAUGGAUUAUAGAAAAAGGAAUCCUAAAAAGGGAAUGAUGGUACAUAAUGUCUAGUUCGUCUCUUUUUCAGGUCAAUGCAGAAAUAAGAGGAUUAAUUUAUCAUAAAAAUGUAUUGUUUUCCAUUUGGUCAGUGUCUUUUUUUACAUACACUGGUGAGCUGAAAGGUUGUUUACUCCUUUGUCAGUGCUGUGAAUACGUUUGGUCAAAAAUUUACUAAUGGUGCCUGAAUUUACACUGACAUCACUCAGGUAGUAGAAUGAUAGGGAAAAGUCAUAAUGUUGGCAUUGUCAUAGCAUAGCAUCUGCCUCUGAUACAUUUGAAAUUGUAGAGCCAUCAUAAUGCCAGUAGUAUUUUUUUCUCAGUGACAACAACAUUUUUCAUGACCCUUUUUUGGAAGGGCAGUAAUUUUGCACACUGCUUAUUUUUUAACAUAUCAACACAUUUCUUUCUUAUAAACCCUUUGUAUUCAUUUUAGUCUGAAAUGCAAUCUCUUCGGAGCAUGUGACUGAAGGUCUGGACUCAUGAGGUCUCUAUCUUUAUAGCUGUAGUUUCUGUUGGAUUUUGUUUGGCUCUUUCAGGAAAGUGUCAGUUGGGCUGUUUGUUUGCUUGUUGAUAUCUAGACACAUUUUGGAUGUUGUGGGGAAAAAUAUGGUGUCUGUUGUACACCAUCCAAUAAUCUUAGCAUAUGAAUCCAAUAACUAACCAGAAAUUUGUGGAAUAAUCCAGAGCAGGGUGAACUAUUCAGCAGAGGUAAUAUGUAACAUUAAUUUAAUUUCCUCUAUCCAUGAUCUGACCUCAAUUUUUAGUAAUUUGUUAAUUCACCAAAAUUACAAGAUAGUGGUCUUCGCAAAACUAAUUCCAUCUAAUUUCAUCUACACAUUACUUCCAUUCUGUUGGCAACAACUAUUGUUUGAGUCAUCUGUACUGACUGACACACCUCCACAAAGAGCUUCCCAGAUGGCUGUGAAAUUCCAGCAUGAAUACUCUUUCAGCUGUCAAUUUACACAAGUCUUCAUGUCCUAAUAUUUCAGUAAGCAUUUAUGACACUCCUCCUCCUUUUGAAAAUACAAUUUCGAGCGUUUGUGACAAGCAGAUAGAUGGGAUCACACAUACUAUCUGGGUAGAUUUGUGGGGAGUAUGUCUACAAGUUUUUCUGACUACAUGAUUUGUAUUUUUUACCACCAAACAAUGCAAAUAAGGAAAUAAAAUUGGAGUUGUUCGUGCAGUUACAUUUGUAAGGAAACAAUGACUCUCUAUCCACCUACAUUUGUGUUGAAGGGCCAUUUCCUUAACAACUCUGUUAAUGGUGAUUCUCUGCCACGGUCAGGAUCAUGAGUCCAGUUUCAUUCAAAUAUUGAAUAGCAUUUUUCCCAGGCCACAAGAGGCUUAGACCCUAAUUUUCAUCUCACUUUCACCCAAUAAUAUUUAGCUGAAGUGAAGUUACUCCCAAUUAACUUUCAUGCAAAUGCAAAGACAUGCUCUAAAACCCUGAUUUAACCAAUAACUUACACUCAUACUUAACUCCAUUCUUCUCAAGAAAAUAAGUAACGUUUACAUUACUUGUAUGCCCUUCAUUCAGUGGGAUUCUGGCAGUUGGUUAAAGUUAAGCACAUACUUAUAUGCUUUGUUGAAUCAGAGACUUAACCAGGCAGAGAGAAAAAGAAUUUAUAAAAAUCGAAUAGGUAAUACCUGGCCUAGCUCCUUAAUGAAUCCAGACCUGCGUUUCAUGUGUUUAGCAGUCUUUGGAACAUACAGUGAAUGUUAUUGAACUUGCAUCCAUUUUUCAUGAAUGGGACAUGUUAUCAGACUUAAUGAAUUGUUCAAACUCCCUUUGUAUGAUUCCUCCCUAAGGUGUGCAAGUUUCUUGAAAUCAUGUCCUUACUGAUAUGCAGUGUUCUUUUUCACUUAGCUGUGGUGAUUACAUAUAGUUCUCAUUGCCAAAGAAAUCUGUGAUUUUUAAAUCAUGUUAAAGCAAAUUGAGCACGCUUGACUCUGUUUGUUAUGUUGGAAGAGACAGAAACUAGAAGGGACAGAAACAAAUUGAAUAAAAGAAAGAAAUAUUAAAGAAUGUUUAGAGCCUUAGAAUAGCAGUAACAUUUGGAAUGCCUAGAAAUGCUUUUUUAUAAAGCUAAGCCUGAAAAAUUGGCAGAAAUGGAUACCAGUCCAUUUCAUUCAGCUGUGACAUUUCUGGGUAAGAAGAAAUAUGGUAACAGCACACACUUAACAAUUACAUCUUUUGCUUGUUUAAACCUUUUAAAUAAAUUAAUUUUGCCUAUAGGAAGUUUUAGGAUGCACUGCACCUGAAAGGAGGUGGGAAAAGUUUUACAGAAAAAUCAACAUUUAUACAAGUGAUAACUUUAUCUCCUUAUUAUUGAACAGAUUAAAUCCUUAAUUUAGAAUAUUUUCCACAUUGAAUUGACUGGCUGAAUAGUCACAGAAUUAUAUCAGAAUUAUUCUAGAGUUCUCUUUAUCAUUCGUGGAAAAUUCUUGAUAAGUUUCCAUGAUUCUUAUCAGUAAGAAUGUAUUUCUUAAAGUCUUUAGAGUAAACCUAUCAUGCUGUAAUAAUGAUAGGCACAAUUAAACAGGAGUUCCUUUCCUCAGCAGCCCAUCCUUGAUACCCCAUGGUUAAUUUACUCAGGACAGUUUUAAAAACUUUUUCCCAGCACCCCUUUCUACUGCUGACCUUUACAUUUGACAGCUCUUAAAGAGAUUAUUUUGAAAUUGGCCAUUGCUUGCCAAAUCUUCUCUCUCCACUGUCUAAAUGUUCUUUAAUCCAUUUGUGUCCCCACAGUUUUGCCUUCCUUAUUCCUGAACAGAAAUCAGACUUUAUCCCAUUCACUUCUAUGAUUUAUUUAACACAGACACUGUGUUUGGCACUAUACAGUCCAAAUAAUUAAAUAUUUGAGCUCUAUUGAGCUUACAGCAUAGAGUCAAUAUUACAAACAUUAUGGUGAAUACAGCUUGUGGCUUAUGUCCAUCAGCAAUAAAACAAAAUACACACCAAGGAAUUAGAUAGGGAGAAUACCCAUUGGCUUCAUUUUUUGCUGUUCUUUUGCAUAAGUAGUAUAUUUGUCAACCCUUUUGCCCUCUCUGAUUCUGGAACAAGCGUAAGUCCCAGGUUGAUGAGUAUCGUGUGUCCCACUCUGUGCUCGAUCCAUAGGAAAGCACAUGUCAGUUAUAGCUCUUGGCUGUUUAGAUUUCUGGAGGUUUCCCCUUCAAUCCCAGGUGCUAGCUGAUGGUGGCUAUGCUACCAGUGAGAUAUUUUACCUUUCUGAUUUAAUUUUGUGCUCUCUGUCCAUGAUACAGCACCUCUGCAUGUCAGCCCAUGAUUUCUUUACCUCAAGCGAGAGCGCCUUCUUUUAAAUGUAACUUGCAGUUUUGAGAAAAUUGUGGUGUACAUGUGGAGCUUGAAGCCAUGAGAGAAUGUUGUAUUUUCUCACAUACAGCAUGCCCCAGAAUAUGAUGCACACCUUAUUUUUGAAAGGCAGAAUGAAGGGGAAAAAAUCUUUCCUUGCAGUAACUGAGUAGUAGCAGCUAGGGAGCUGAGCCUGCUGCCUGGAGCCCAUGUUGAUAAGCAGCAGAAAUUGCUCUUACUCUACUUUCUCACAUUCAAGGCACACACCAAUUUCCAGAAGUUGUAUUUGUGGGGAAAAGGUGUGUGUUGAAAGAGAGAAAAUAUAUUAUUUAAAUAUGUUAUCAUCCACUUCUCGGGGGUUAAAGCCCCACUUUUAAUAAAAGCUACAUGCAAAUGCAAAAAUGUAUUCAUAGGAGAAAUGUAGGUUAGAGGAAGUAGGUAUUGUUUAGAUGUUUUUAAUAUGUAGCUACUUCUUUUACUCUAAACUCUUUAAACAAAAAACUUCUUAGGCAAGUGUUUUCUCUUGUUCAUCAAUUCUUUCCAAUUCAAAGGUCUGUUCAUGGUUAAAAAAAAAAAAAAAAGCCUAUCAUUCAUACUAAGUCUCAGUCGCACUUUACAUUGAAGUUCCAUUCCUAAGCAGCAUAUAAAGGGCUACUAAAGGAGCAAUGGCUGUUAUAAGGACAUUUCAGAGAUAGGCAGCUUGUUUUGUCAAGGCAAUAAGCGCAUCCAGAGGAGAGUGUCACAGAUUAUUGUAACGUAUGUUGGAUAUACUCACCAUUGAUUAUCAGUAAUGUAUUAAGCUUUAUAAACUGCUUAUAAAUGCACUAUCAAUAUAAAGUGUGACCAGGCUUUCUCUAACAAUUAAUAGGCUCUUCUUCCAUGUUAACUUAAAAGAUAACAUACAAAAAGGUUCUAAAAAGAGAUUCUUCCUCAAGCAUGUUUUGUGAUGCGUGUUUAUUAAGAACUUUUUCUAGACCAGGUCAAGGCUUGGGAGUUCCCUUAAACGCACAAAAUUCCAUGAUGACAGCAGCCUUUCAUGAUGUAAGAAGUGUUGAGGGGCCACUUAGCAUAGCCUGAAGCUGAUUAAUUGCUUGCUGAGACAAGCUGCCUCAAUGGAGAUCAGAACAAUCUGCUUGUACAACAGCAGCCUUUGUUCAUCUGUAAUGCGUGAUUGCAUCCAGGUUUGUUAUAGUCUUCUUGUGCCGAAAGUGUUCAUAUCAAAUAAUGCAUGCAAACUGGGCUGCCAGAACAUUGUCCUUAAUGUCCCUAAUCCUGCAAACUGUUAGACACACCCUCAGCCUUAUGAUGCACAGUAAUAGUCUGCCUGACAUCAGUGAGCCUGCUUCAGUGCAGACAAUUGGUAAACAUGUUGAUGUCUGUGGCAUCAAGUCUAAAAUUUGGCCCGUUUAGAUCAAAUGCCUCCUCAUCUUCCUUAGGCAGAGUUUCCCAGGGAACCUGUGAGAAUUUUGCCUGAGGAGUAGUAGACAGGACUUUGCACACCUCUCAAUCCUGAAUAAGGAAUCAUUGUCUUCAUAACAUUCAGAAUAUUUUAUGCAUCAUUGAACAUUCAGAUCCUGAUGGAAAUAGACCAAAACCCAGAAACUAAUUGACCUUGAUUGUAAGAGGCUUUUCGGCAUAGUCCAUUUUAAGUCUCUUUCAGUGUACUUACAGGUAUAUUUGUUUCAAAUGAUGGCAACUUUCAUGGAGUAUCACCAAAUAGUAUAGAGCAUAGACUUUGAAUUAUUGCAGUAAACUAUACUAUUUUUAAAUUUAAUUUGCACAUUAAUUUCCUGUAUAUAUGACUAAAAACAGUAUAUUGUUAAAACAAAAGAAGAAAGAAAGGUGUUUGUAAGUGUGUUCUGUUUGAAGAUUUAAGGCUGUAUUAUGUUGGAAUUUUACAAGCCAAGUUAAAUUGUAAUAUAGAAAUUAUUUUUAUAUUAUUUUCAAAAUAUGCUACAGAGCAAUAUUUUGCGCCUUUAUUAUAAACAGGGUUGUCAUUUUAAUAGGUUAACUUCAGAAAUACUGGUAGACAUUAAUCAUGAAAAGAAAGCUUUGUAAAUGUUCUCCUAAUUUCUGACUGCUUUUUGUCCGUUGUGCACUCCAGUGUCUGUUGAAAGUUGGAAUAUACAAAUGUUUUUUAUUGAAAAGCUUUAAAUUUGUGUUUAUAUAUUUUGGUACAGUACUACUCCUUCCCUUGCAUUCUCUUGACUUAAACUCAUGCCCUCUUUUAUAAGGAGCUUCAGUGUCAUAAAUUUACCUAGAGGUUUUUCUUCCCAAAUGAAAAAGCCUUCUGCACGGACUGUUGAGCUGAGAUUCAUAACUCAUUUUGAAUCGACCAGACUAGAUUUAUUUGGGUUUUUAAAAAUUGUAUUAAUUAAUUAUUAUUCCUAACAAAUAAAUUAGAACAAGAUUUCAAAGCUAGUGUAAUAAUUAGCUAUGCAUGGAGAAAAUCACUCUAGAUUGUAGAGAUGUCAACUUCUAAAUGGUAAAUUGUAUCUUAUUAUAUAUUGCUUUCCAAUGUAUGUACACUGACACUCAAUUUGAAUAUCAGCUUAAAUUAUUCAGAUUUUAUUUCUUUAUAGUAUUUCAUGCCGUACAUAUCAAUAUCUGAGAAACUUUACAAAAAAAGAAGACUGUAACUAAUGUAUACCUAAAUCACAAUUCCAAACAGUUUUUAAAAUGUAGGAAGUUGUAUGUAUUGCAACCAAAAUUUUCAAAUUUCAGCUCCUGAAAUAAGGACCCUGAAAAUGUAUUUGGCCUAAUAAAAUGAGUGGCCUGAUUUUAAGAGGUGCUGAACAUUGACUUCAAUGGGAGUUUAUACUUCAUUGAUGACUUCAGGAAAUCAAGUCAGCUUAGGUGCCUAAAGGUGAAUAUUUUUUCCAGCCUGUAUUCAUGGUGUUUCAAUACAGUUCUGCCCUCCCCCCCCCCCUUUUUUUUUUUGAAUCAAUGAAAAUUAUAUUCACCUUUAGUGAUUAUCAGUUUGUAUAUAAAUAACUGCAAUCAUUUAUAAAGUGAUUGCUUGGAUAUGGAGAAACCUGCCUUGUACUGAAAUACAGUAUAAUUGUCCAUUUAAUACCUAUUAUUAGGGCUAGGAUUCCUUGGCUUGUUAGGGGACCGUGUCUUUAGGGUUUUUUCUUGCAAAGCAUGAUCAUGACAAUUUGUUUUUCUUGCAUGAACAUGCUGGUUUUUGAUCAGUCUGUUUUACUUCCCAUUACCUGAAUGCGUGUACUGUACCAAGGGAAUCUAAAUGGCUGAUGCGCAUUUGCACUGUGGAACAUAUGGCGUAGGUAAAAGCCACCAUGUUCCGAACAGCCUUAAAGUUAUGGCUCUCUGGGGACUGAGAGUCACUUAACUGGAUGCAGCCUCUGUCCCCAACUCCUCAUUUAACCAUGACUGUAAAUUGCUCUAGUCUGCUAUAGCCUUCAUAAUUAUGUUUUGCUGUAAAACUGUCUGCUUUGUAUGGUUGUUUGCAGCACAUGGAGUUUUUAAAGACAGUGUUCUUGAAAGUUACAAUUCUUUGAUAAGUGUCUAUGUGACAGAAAACCUUAAUGAAAAGGAGCAGGAAAGGGAGUAAAGCAAUUAGGUAAAUGGUGGGUAAGAGAGUAACCAUGGCAACAAAAUGUUUUGAGGAGACUAUAGUUCCUGAUAUGAAAAACCAUUGUCUGCCUAAGCUGAUGUUUUGUGGAUCAUUUCACAUAGACUCAGAAAACAUAGAUGAACAGCCAAGCGUUGUACUUAUGUAAAGGUUCAAAUCUUUGAAUUCCUUGCAAAGGCUCUUUGAGGGAGGAAAAACUGUGAUUUUUCUCCCCUUCCAGAGCAAAACAAAUUCACUUUACCUGUAAUGUCUGAAAUGGAGAGGCAUGGCAGAAUGGUUUGUACUAAAGCAGCACCUAAAUGUCCCCAUUUCAUAAUGAUGUUUGCUUUUUGUUUGACCCUUUUAAUGCUUUUUGUUGUAGUAGAAAGCAGUCAGUGACCUGAAUUCUCCUCUUGAUUACACAUGCAUUUGAUAUCAGCAUAAUGAUGAGGUUACACAGCUGCAACCAAGAGGAGAAGGUGGCCCUGCACGCCUGUCUAAUGUACAGGAGAAUCAAAUUAGAAGGCUUACAUCAUUGGCACCCAAACAUUGCCUAAGCAAAGGCUGGGUUGGCAGUUUGCCAGGAAUCUGAGCGCUCUGCUUAAUUUGAUCAAAACAGAAAAGACUAAGCUGCCCUCAUCUUUAAUAUGGAUACCCCCCACUGGGAUUGUCAGCCUCUCCAUAUUAAAUACAGUAUCGGUGGAAUGCUGCCUUGUACAACCCUACCUGCCUGCACUUAGGUUAUGCCAGGUUAAGUAACUCAGAAGGUUUUUUUCCCUCACUCUUACUAAAAUACGUAGGGGAUCUGGCAAAAAAACCCGUGACCGAUAUUCUCUCUCUCUCUCUCUUUUAAGAACAUUGAGAUUGGGCAGGACUAAGCAGGGGUAGUUAAGUAACCAUUGUCCCUCAACAUUGCUAUUAUCUGCCUUCAUGUUUUAAUAUUGAGAACCCUAUAGUGAUGGGGUGGUUUUAUCAUCUGUUCAAGACUGAGUACUGGAGCAUUUGUAAAAUGUAUAUCAUGAUUAUAGAGUAUAGAAAGCACUUUUCCCUCCGAGCUUCUCAAAGAGCUUUGCAUGCACACAAUACAAAACGCAGUUCAUUCAGCCUAAGCCAAGGAGAACAAAUAGGAUUUAAGCCUAAAUUAAAUAACAAAUGGAAUUAGCCACACAGACCUCAGUAGACAGGAGCUCCAAAUUGGAGUCUCAUACCAUGUUGACAUUAACAGUUUGUACAGGACUUUGCCCCAAUUAACUAGAUUAGGUUUGUACUCUUCCCCAGGGGAGCAAUAAAUCUUUCCCUUUAUUUCCCAACCCAUCAUUCAUCCUGGUAAACUUCCUGUUACAUUCAGAGAAUGCUUGUGCUUCCAUAAAUUAAAUGUAGACAUUUUGUUGUGAAGCAGUUUUUAAAGCCAUAUAUAGCUUUUGCAUUUUUACAUUUCAGUUUUCUGUUUGUUUUUUGGUGGCAAAAAACUGUUAUGCAUAUUUCAUUGUGCCCUACAAUGACUGUUGCAUGAAUGAAAGACUUUACUCUUUGUAGACAGCCUCCUUGCUCCUCCUUGAUGUUUGUGAUUGUAAUUAUUCUUCAUAGAAAGUACGGAUCAAGCUUUGAAAAUCUAGACAGUGUUUACAUGGAUUCUCGACCUUUGAUGUACAUUUUCUAUUGCAUGGGUCUUUAUGGUUUAAGCCAGAUGCAUCUCAAGCAGGGGCAAGACUUUUAGGAUACUCCUCUAAUGAAUACAUUGUAUAUUAGAGUUAUACACACCUAAUUAAUAUGGUCACCUUAUUAUCAACAACUGUUACAUGACCUACCAGCAGAACUCCCUGCAUAUCUUCCUACAUGUGGAUAGCAUUCUUUCUUUUUCUCUUUAAGCCUCUACACAGAUCUUAGUUCUGUCCUUAAUGCAAAAUCGCAAUUCAAAUCUUUGUGAGUUCUUCCUGAGUAGAGAAGAUUUGGCUUUCUGUGUUCAAUGUACAUGUGCAAGCAACAGUUUGAUUGUGCAAGUAUUGAAAUAAACUGGCUGCCACCCCUUGGACUCACUGAAGUCCUUUCAAUGGCAAGUUGAAAAACUUUCUUCAAUUUUAACCAAAGUUAGGUAACAUAAAAUCUUAAAUAUCAGGACAGGUGAUGCAACUCUUUUUCAUAACUUAAAAAACUCCAAAUUUUUAAAACUUGUUAUAACUGUAGAGUAAAUAUAUUUAUACUAGAGUCCCUCCUUUAAAGAAAGAUUGUAGUUGGCACCCACCACUGUUUAAAUAAGUGCUAACACAGGAAUGACAUAAGAUGCAUUAAUUUUUCUAAGGCAAGAAUUAAGUUUUUUGUACUCAAAUAAUCAUUCUCAUUUUUCAAAGUUUGAUCUUAGUUUAUUAUUGUCAUUUAUCAAUUUCUAUGGGUUUAGCAGAGGAUUGUUUUGGAAUGAAAAAUUUAUACAUAAAACAAGUAUAUAAAAGAUGUAUUUAAAGUUGAGGUGACUUUCCAGGUUUCUCUGUAUGUGAUAAUUUUAAUCUAAAUGUUCAUCCCACGUGAAAGAAGCUGAUUGAUCUUCUCCCUACCCUUUUAGUAGUUCAGUGAUAUAAUUAGUUGCCAUCACUUUCAUCUACAGAUAAAACGUGAUCAUUUUUCAACUGCUUCCCAAGUCAUUAAAUUGAUUGUUCUGAAGAAAUGUGAGCAUUGAAUAAUGUUAAAGGUAAUGAAUAUUUUUUUUGCCGUGGAAAGUGUGAGUUCUCGAGAAUCUUUUCUACAUAAAAUUUUCAUUCUGAUUAAAUUUAAUUGUUAUUUUUAAUCUGAUCCAUUCUUUGACAAAGAUGACGUGUAAGAGCUGUUUUUAGCAGUUGGAUUGUUACUUUGUAAAGUAUUAAAGCACUAAACCAAUUUUUGCAAUAGGUAGUAAAUCUUGCUUUCGUUUCGGAAAACUUCCAGUUAUAACUGUCGCACUUUUUAUAGCGGAAUUGUAUUUAAUUUCUUUCUUUUAUGAAAGAUUACUACAAGUAACUGAUAGCUCUGUAAUCUGUGUGAAUUGGCUUCUCCAUUAUUUGAAAUAGAGAGAAGCUAUGAUGCCUAUUCAAUAAAAUUAACUUAUUUGUAAAGUA
Messenger RNA from Alligator mississippiensis (American alligator), 13579 nucleotides. It is a transcript of the gene OTUD7A, whose product is annotated as OTU deubiquitinase 7A. The transcript has 16 exons. The record is from RefSeq and is a predicted model, not a curated record. Lineage: Eukaryota; Metazoa; Chordata; Crocodylia; Alligatoridae. Bases 695 to 3499 code for a protein of 934 amino acids. Gene Ontology annotation, biological process: protein K48-linked deubiquitination; protein deubiquitination involved in ubiquitin-dependent protein catabolic process; protein K11-linked deubiquitination. Gene Ontology annotation, molecular function: zinc ion binding; DNA binding; cysteine-type deubiquitinase activity. Gene Ontology annotation, cellular component: cytoplasm; nucleus.